GUAGCAUAGAGUCUCCUCCAACACCGCCUCACAUUUGUCCUCUUUACUCUUUCCCUUCCUCUCUCGGCGUCUUGGGAUCGUUUGUCUCGUAGGUUACUACGAUUACAGAGUCCGACGGCACAAUGGCAGAGGAAGCGGGGAUGAUCGCGGCAGCGAGAGCGUCCGAGGAGGACAAGGCAAGGGAGAGGGAGGCUGACCCGUCGGAUGAGAUCGAGGAAGGCGAGAUCGAGGACGCCGACGCCGAUUCUGAUGCCGACGCCGCCAGGAGGGGCGGCGCCCAGCCUCACCCCUUGGAAAACUCCUGGACGUUCUGGUUCGACAACCCCUCCGCCAAGUCCAAGCAGGCCGCCUGGGGCAGCUCCCUCCGGCCCAUCCACACCUUCGCCACCGUCGAAGACUUCUGGAGCCUCUACAAUAAUAUCCACCACCCGAGCAAACUGAUUAUGGGAGCAGAUUUUCAUUGCUUUAAAUACAAGAUUGAGCCAAAAUGGGAAGAUCCAGUUUGUGCUAAUGGAGGGAAAUGGACCAUCAGUUGUGUUAGAGGAAAAGCAGACCAACUGUGGUUGUAUACUUUACUGGCAAUGAUUGGUGAGCAGUUCGAGUAUGGGGAUGAAAUUUGUGGAGCAGUUGUUAGCGUCCGUGCGAAACAAGAAAGAAUAGCUUUGUGGACCAAGAAUGCUGCCAAUGAAGAAGCUCAGAUAAGCAUCGGGAGACAGUGGAAAGAGCUCCUUGACUAUAAUGACACGAUUGGCUUUAUUUUCCAUGAAGAUGCAAAGAAGGAUAAGGUUCCUAAGAAUCGGUAUACUGUGUGAUAUCUUUGUCAUCGGAGAGAACUUAUUUGACUUUUCUAAUUUAAGAUGACAUUUAGCACCUUCUAAGUUGUAAUACAAACUCUUAUUUCUUGGUAUUAUUAUCUUCACUGCCUCUUAUGAGAA
This is a messenger RNA of Musa acuminata AAA Group (dessert banana), 935 nucleotides long. RefSeq names its product eukaryotic translation initiation factor 4E-1-like. The coding region runs from base 123 to 812 and encodes 229 amino acids. Gene Ontology annotation, molecular function: RNA 7-methylguanosine cap binding; translation initiation factor activity. Gene Ontology annotation, biological process: translational initiation. Gene Ontology annotation, cellular component: cytoplasm; eukaryotic translation initiation factor 4F complex. The record is from RefSeq and is a predicted model, not a curated record. The transcript has 5 exons. Lineage: Eukaryota; Viridiplantae; Streptophyta; Magnoliopsida; Zingiberales; Musaceae.